Racocetra fulgida is the source of this 1115-nucleotide messenger RNA. The record is from the annotation of a GenBank genome assembly. Lineage: Eukaryota; Fungi; Glomeromycota; Glomeromycetes; Diversisporales; Gigasporaceae.
AUGAAAUACACUUAUAUAGCAUUAAAUUUAUUGCUAUUUUCAUUACUAUUGCAAAAUAAUUUGAUCGUAUAUGCCAAAUCACCCAUUUACUCAGAAGUAGCGCAACUCUUUGAAAUACCAGAAAGUAAAUUUCAAAAGAUAGCUGAUAAUGAAAAACCUUUAACGGAGGGGUAUAAUCGCUUAAUUCCAUUACUAGAUAAGUCAAGCUUUUGUGGAUCUUAUUUAGAUCUUAAUGGCAUUCAAAUAAUUGUCUAUGUAGUAGACACAUCUAAGAAGCAAAUCAUAACGGAUAAUAAGGAGAUGAAACCGUACCUAAAAUUUUUAUCAUUUAAACAAGUUAAGAAUUCUUUAGAGAAAUUAGACUCCAAUGUUGAUGAAUUAACUAAAUUAGCAAAACAGUACAAAGCGACAAACAUUGCAAUAAAUAAGGAGUGUGAAAAGAAUAAUAUAGCUAUAAGUUUAAACAAAAAUUUUCGUAAAUUAAAUAAAGCAUUUAUCGAAAAGGCCAAAGAACUUGAUCCAACACCAAUAAUUAUAGAAUAUGAUGAUGAACCUAAGUCACAUAAACCUAAUCCACAUAAUCCAUCGACUUUAGAAUCUCGUGAUAUAAAAACUGAAAUCCUAGGUGGAAUCGGCUUAACUGAUGCCAAAGUAACUGGAGAAACCGAACGAACCUACUAUUUGACCUACUUAGUGACUUCUGGUGAUUGUGGUCGAAAAAAACGUAAGAACACAACCGAGCCUGUUGAUUUUUAUUAUGUACCAUGGAAUGAAUUUAAUUUUGACCUCCCUGAAGGAUAUAUUAUUGGACCAAUGAUUCAGGUUUUUAUUGGACUUCGAGUAUGCAUAUCUGGUUUUAGGGCAGGUUUUACUUGUGGUUUUAUAAAAGAUAAUAAUGUGGUAGCCUUUAUAGAUGGGGUUAGGUAUGAUAACAUGAUUAUUACAGACCUUAUAGGGAAUUUUGGGGAUGUUGGUGCACCUAUAUUUUCAGUUCCUAAUCUUCUUACAUUUGUUUUCGGGCCACCUAGAGUUUAUCUUGUUGGUAUGGCUCUUGCUGUGGCUACUAAAGGUUACAACAUAGUUACACCAAUGCAUAAAGUUUUAAAAGAAGAUAU